CUUCCGGCUCCCCACUUCCGGUCCUUCCCUUUUGCCCUUCCGACAGAAAAAUUGGCAGAGCGAUCGCAUAGGGUAUUUCUGUUCCUGUUAGGGUCUGCCUCGCGGGAGGCGGUGAAGCUCCGGGGGCUGGGGCCACGCGGCCCCAAGGCGGCACCCUCGCUCAACCAUGGCCCGAAAUGCAGAAAAGGCCAUGACGGCCUUAGCAAGAUUUCGCCAAGCUCAGCUGGAAGAGGGAAAAGUGAAGGAACGAAGACCCUUCCUUGCCUCAGAAUGUACUGAGCUGCCCAAAGCUGAGAAGUGGAGACGACAAAUCAUUGGAGAAAUCUCAAAAAAAGUGGCUCAAAUUCAGAAUGCCGGUUUAGGCGAAUUCCGAAUUCGUGACCUGAAUGAUGAAAUUAACAAACUGCUAAGAGAGAAGGGACACUGGGAAGUCCGGAUAAAGGAGCUGGGAGGUCCUGAUUAUGGAAAAGUUGGCCCUAAAAUGCUGGAUCAUGAAGGGAAAGAAGUCCCAGGAAAUCGAGGUUACAAGUACUUUGGAGCAGCUAAAGAUUUGCCUGGUGUCAGAGAGCUUUUUGAAAAAGAGCCUCUUCCUCCUCCAAGAAAGACACGUGCAGAGCUCAUGAAAGCAAUUGAUUUUGAAUACUACGGUUACCUUGAUGAAGAUGAUGGUGUCAUCGUGCCUUUGGAACAGGACUAUGAGAAGAAAUUCAGGGCCGGGUUGGUGGAAAAGUGGAAAGCAGAGCGAGAGGCCCGGCUGGCGAGAGGAGAAAAGGAGGAGGAGGAGGAAGAGGAGGAAGAGAUCAACAUAUAUGCUGUCACUGAGGAGGAGUCUGAUGAGGAAGGCAGCCAGGAGAAAGGAGGUGAAGACGGGCAGCAGAAGUUCAUCGCCCACGUCCCAGUGCCAUCCCAGCAAGAGAUCGAGGAGGCCCUGGUACGGAGGAAGAAGAUGGAACUCCUCCAGAAGUAUGCUAGUGAGACCCUGCAGGCCCAGAGCGAAGAGGCCAAGAGACUUCUGGGCUACUAGGGCUGAGCUGAGACCUGCUCAGGGUCUGAAAAUCUGACAGAAGACCAUUAUCCCCCGGUGGCCCUUGGUGAGCCCACCGCACUCUGCUGUCCUGGGAUCGCAGACAGGCUGGCUAGUGCUUCGAGUCUUCCUGCUACUUCCCCUCCCUUUUUUAACCCCCCUCCCCUGAUCUGAAGGGAGGGGCUGCCUGGGCCUCCCUGGCAGGCUGUCUGCGUGCCGAACCCGUUCAGCUGUCACUUUUGUACAAAUGUUUUGCUAUUAUAGGAACCCACUUAUUUUUAUCCGGAGUGUGUAAAACAGGCUGCUCACAGACGGCCUGUGUUUUACUUAGCUUUCAACUGUCAUAGCUGGGGAGGGACGUCAAUUUAUGACUGCCAUUAAAAAGAUGCAGUUUUUCCUAAAAAGACGUAUUGCUACCUCCUCUUGAAAAAUGACAAAAUGUGUCAACCCUGGGCCCAUAGUCACAUGUCAGUCGCCAGCCAGGGCUGUUCCUUUUGGGUCAGGUUCUGCCCCCAGUUGUCUGUGGCCCACUCAGCCUGCCUCCUUCCCUUCUGCCCAGGGGGCAGGAGUUUCAGUUCGUUACUUCUGUCUUACGACUCUUUCAGAAGAGAGCUAUUUUUAUUAAAGAUUUUUAUAUGAAAGGGAAA
Molecule: messenger RNA, 1671 nt
Organism: Neogale vison (American mink)
Lineage: Eukaryota; Metazoa; Chordata; Mammalia; Carnivora; Mustelidae
Gene: ISY1
Product: ISY1 splicing factor homolog
Exons: 11
Coding region: 167-1024 (285 amino acids)
Biological process (GO): generation of catalytic spliceosome for second transesterification step; mRNA 3'-splice site recognition
Cellular component (GO): Prp19 complex; post-mRNA release spliceosomal complex; catalytic step 2 spliceosome
Source: RefSeq, a predicted model, not a curated record